Molecule: messenger RNA, 1511 nt
Organism: Aureobasidium subglaciale EXF-2481
Lineage: Eukaryota; Fungi; Ascomycota; Dothideomycetes; Dothideales; Saccotheciaceae
Exons: 5
Coding region: 32-1357 (441 amino acids)
Biological process (GO): tricarboxylic acid cycle
Molecular function (GO): acyltransferase activity, acyl groups converted into alkyl on transfer
Source: RefSeq, a predicted model, not a curated record
AACACAGGCACUUCACCAGUCUCCAGCAAUCAUGUCCAACGGUACUUUACUUGUCACGGAUUCCAGAACCAAUGCCACCAUCGAAAUUCCAAUCACAAACAAUGCUGUCAAGGCCACAGACUUUAAGGUCUUGAAAGCACCAAAGACGGGUGCCGUGCUGCCUGGUCAAGCAGGCGCAGGCCUCCGCCUCUACGACCCCGGUCUUAACAAUACCGCUGUCGUCGAGUCCAAGAUCUGUUUCUCAGACGGCAUUCGCGGCAUCGUUCAGUAUAGAGGCCAGCCAAUUGAACGUCUACGCGAUUGUGAGUACGAGGACUUGAUUCACCUGUUCGUCUGGGGUAGCGUGCCGGCCCCUGACCAGCAAGCCACACUGAAGCGCCAACUUAACGCGCACAUGCUUAAUAUACCCCCAGAGGUCAUCAGUGUAAUUCAGUCAUUCCCGUCGGAUUCAACACCCUUCCCCAUGAUUAUGGCUGGUCUGUCCACGUACCUUGGAUGCGACACAUCAGCCAUUCCAACCUACGUUGGUGGUAACAUCUACCACGGCGACUUGGAGGCCACGGACAAAGCGAUUCUGCGAACUCUCGCUGCCUAUGCAGUAUGCUCUGGUCUCGCUGUAAGCCAUCGUACCGGCAAGGAAUUCUGCAUGCCGCGCGCAGACUUUGGCUUCCUCGAAAACCUGUUGCUCAUGGCCGGAAUCGUGGAUACAAAGACCGGUCUCCCCGAUCCAAAGCAUGUCAACGCUGUGCAGAGGACUUGGGUUCUCAGCGCCGAGCAUGGCCCGACAAACUCGACUUCUGCUCUGUUGCUCACCGCGUCCAGUCUCUCUGAUCCAAUCUCGUGUUUGAUCAGUGCUGUCUCCACAGCGUACGGUCCGCUGCACUUUGGCGCGACUGAAGUGGCUUAUCGCGAUUUCGAAGCUGUCGGUGAGCCGGCCAAUGUGCCCAAUCUGAUUGCCAGCGUCAAGGCUGGAGAUCGAAGACUCUAUGGCUAUGGUCAUCGUGUAUACAAGACGGUCGACCCCAGGGUUCUUUUUGCAAAACAAGUUCUGGAGGACCUGAAUUCUGACGACAACCCUCUUCUUCAGGUCGCUUACGAGAUCGAUAGGGUAGCGGCGACAGACGACUACUUCAUUUCUCGUCAACUCAAUGCAAAUGCUGAUCUGUACGGUGUAUGCAUAUACAUUGCUCUGGAGUACCCACCAGAGAUCGUCCCAGUCAUGAUGUUCGCAUCCAGAACGGCUGGACUGAUGGCCCACUUCCGCGAAGCGAUGACACGAAGAAACCAGAUUUGGAGACCUCAGCAGAUCUACGUGGGAGAUUAUUAUCCGGAGGAGGCCGCGCAACCUCGCCUGUAGACGAGCAAGUUAGGCGGCGAUGGCGGGAAUGUGAAUAUAGCCGUAGAAUCUCCAUAGUCUCAAGUCACGAUAUUUAGUAUGCAUCUUGGAGUUGUUGAGACCCAACGAUAAAGUCUGUAGAUAUAAGAAGCCUGCCCGACCCUCGAGAUUUGGU